AUGUAUGAUAUGUUUUAUUUGUUACCAAUUUUUUUAAUAUUUUUAAUAUCAUAUUCAAAUCUUUUAAAUAAAUUUUAUUCUAGAAAAUUAGUACAUUUGGGAUGUGGUAUAAUAUUAGCAAAAAUAAAUGAACCAAAAAUACCAUUAAAAUAUAUAAUAGAAUUAAUAGCAAUAUUAUCAAUAAUUUCAUGUUUUAUAUUACCAUUUCCAUUUUCAAGAAAAUAUGAUCUUGGUGUUAUAACUUAUAAUUUAUCUAUUCUUUUUUUCAUAUGGUUCAAUUUACCAUUAAGAAUUCUAUUACCCAUGUUCAUUAUUGAUCCAAUGGCUUCUAUUAUUGGUAUUAAUUUCAAUAGUCCAAUAUGGAUACAUACUAAAACUCUUAAUUUAGGUUAUUUUAGACUAAUUUACGUUAUUUUAGUUUGUUUUAGGAAUUAUAAUUGUUAUUAUACUCAUCCUAAGAAGGGUGAAACUAUUACUAUUCCUAAUACUAAUGUUAAUAUCAAAACUGGUACUCCUAAUCCUGAUGGUACCUGUAAUACUACUGCUACUUCUCAGAUUACUGGUACUGUCACUAUUAAGAAUCCUACUAAGACUGAGGGUCCUAAACUUACUAUUACUAAUAUUACAGAUACUGCUAAUGCUCUUCAGAAUACUGAUGCUGGUACUGAGUGUAAUGUUAGUGUGGAUGCUGAGAAGGGAACUCUUAAAAUUAAAUAUAAGGAGGGUAAUACUGAUAAGUGUAUUGAAAUAACUCUUACUGGUAAUAGUAUUAAAACUGAAGCUGCUGCUGUUCCUUAUGGUCAUAUAUUUACUGAACCUUUUGAUACCAUUCUAUCUCAUUGA
This is a messenger RNA of Theileria annulata, 843 nucleotides long. RefSeq lists its product as uncharacterized. The coding region runs from base 1 to 843 and encodes 280 amino acids. The record is from RefSeq and is a predicted model, not a curated record. The transcript is spliced from 5 exons. Lineage: Eukaryota; Apicomplexa; Aconoidasida; Piroplasmida; Theileriidae.